This is a messenger RNA of Botrytis cinerea B05.10, 8199 nucleotides long. RefSeq names its product Bcpks4 (gene Bcpks4). NCBI's taxonomy places the organism in Eukaryota, Fungi, Ascomycota, Leotiomycetes, Helotiales, Sclerotiniaceae. The transcript is spliced from 3 exons. Gene Ontology annotation, biological process: fatty acid biosynthetic process; secondary metabolite biosynthetic process. The coding region runs from base 352 to 7725 and encodes 2457 amino acids. Gene Ontology annotation, molecular function: fatty acid synthase activity; 3-oxoacyl-[acyl-carrier-protein] synthase activity; phosphopantetheine binding. The record is from RefSeq and is a predicted model, not a curated record.
GGGUUGUCAAUUUGAAUUUAGUAUAGUGCGUAUUUUUCUCAAAGCUAUGUACAAUGGAGUUGACUAUGUCAGUCGAUUUGAUUAUCUAAUACACUCUUGUAUCUCGUACCUCAAUACUAGCAUAGAGUUUUGGACCAAUAAUUCUAGUUCGUCAUGUUACAUACUUGUCGAGGUAUCAAUACAUGAGAUUAUGCCAUUCGGGGUUUUCACCGUAAACCAUUUUCGAGAUGGGAUUAUCCCAUACUGUGUUUUCUAAUUCACCGGGCAGGUUCCAACCAUAUCAUAUAACUUCUUUACAGACAUUCCUGCAUUUGUUCUCAUCAAUUGAUUUCAACAUCUUUCCAUCUCAGUAUGAAUGAACCCAUUGCCAUUAUCGGUCGUGGUUGUCGUCUAGCCGGAGGUUGUCAAUCUCCCUCUGAACUUUGGAAUUUUCUUCAAACUCCUUACGAUGUUUCUCAGGAGUUCCCCCCGGAUCGAAACUCUGCUUCACGCCAUAGUACCUCCACACGGGGAUAUUUUCUCUCGCAGGAUGUACGAGAGUUUGAUGCGUCGUUCUUUAGUCUCAGUCCAUUGGAAGCACAGGCAAUGGAUCCCCAGCACCGGCUGUUGCUUGAAACAGUGUACGAAGCUCUAGAGGAAGCGGGAAUUCCUGCUGAGACACUGCGUGGCUCUGAUACCGCGGUGUACACGGGAGUAAUGUUUCACGACUAUCUCUCACUCAGCAGCCAGGACCAUAUGGCAAUUCCCAAAUAUCAUAUCACCGGCACUGCUCCAAAUAAAGCGUCGAAUCGAAUCUCCUACUUUUUCGACUGGCAUGGGCCUUCAGUCACCGUUGAUACUGCUUGCUCAUCUAGUCUUGUAGCUCUAGACCAUGCAGUGCAACAAUUACGAAGUGGUUCGUCAACUCUUGCUGUGGCAGCAGGGGCCAACCUGCUCCUUGAUGGUCGCCCAUUUAUCGGGUUUAACAACAUGGGAAUGCUUUCCCCUACAGGGAGCUGCAAGAUGUGGGAUACUGAAGCUGAUGGCUAUGCCAGGGGCGAAGGAAUCCUUGCUAUGCUGUUAAAACCGCUCCGACUUGCUCUGGCAGAUGGUGAUAACAUACAAUGUGUUAUUCGAGAGACUGGCGUCAACCAUAACGGACGCACCAGUGGAAUUACCUUGCCAAGCGCAUCUGCUCAGACAAGUCUCAUUCGGGAUGUUUAUCAUCGAGCAGGUUUAGAUCCCACAAACCCUUCUGAUCGACCUCAAUAUAUUGAGGCACACGGCACAGGCACUCAAGCGGGGGAUCCUUUGGAAGCCGAAGCACUAGCCGCGGCCUUUUCACUCACAUCAUCACAACCCGAUGAGGCUCAUAUGUUAGUUGGCAGCAUAAAAACUGUCAUCGGUCAUACUGAAGGAGCAGCCGGACUAGCUGGGGUAUUGAAAGCAUCUCUGGCCAUACAGCACGGGAUUAUCCCGCCAAACCUUGGAUUUCAGCAAUUGAAUAAAAAAGUAGCACCAUAUUGUACCAACAUGGAUGUGGUUACCAGCGUGCAGCCAUGGCCCGCGAUGGCAUCCAAUACUCCCCGUCGAGUAAGCAUCAAUAGCUUUGGUUUCGGGGGAGCCAAUGCCCAUGUCAUCCUGGAGUCCGUGCCACUUCCAGCUAAAAAUGGAUGUCAAGAGGCAUCUCUGUCACCAAGAAGCGACUCUGUGCUCCCAUAUGUGUUUUCUGCUGCCUCCGAACAAUCCUUAAUUUCAAUGCUUAAACGAUAUGAAAAUUAUCUCCAAGAAAACCCAUCCAUUAAUCCUAACGAGUUAACUACCACACUGGCAUCCCAUCGAUCUCUUCUCCCUGUUCGUGUUCGAUUUCCCGCUUCUUCCAUCGAGUCUCUUCAGCAAGCAAUCAACAGUUCAUUUGAGUCUGGAGUGAUUGGAUAUCAAUCCCCGCUAAAAGAAUCGAAAAUUCUCGGCAUCUUCACCGGUCAAGGUGCGCAGUGGGCCCAGAUGGGAGUUGGGCUUUUAGCUGCUCAUCCCAGCUUAAUUUCCUUUCUUGAUGAUUUAGACAAGGCUUUACAGUCACUUCCGGAAGGCGAUCGCCCGACAUGGAGCCUUCGAGAGGAGUUGGAGCGGCCAUCCGAGGAAUCACGAAUUGAUACUCCUGAAAUAUGUCAGCCUAUAUGCACAGCAAUCCAGCUAAUGCUCGGUCACCUUUUACAGAAAUCUUGUGGUAUCUCAUUCUCUGCAGUCGUUGGCCAUUCAUCUGGGGAAAUUGCCGCAGCAUACUUUGCAGGAUUUUUACGCUCAGCUGACGCCAUUCGCAUUGCGUUUUACCGAGGUCUGCAUGUAGCUCGAUUCAUAUCAUCAUGUAAUCAGGAGGGCAGGAUGCUGGCUGCAGGCCUGUCCCAGGAUGCAGCGGAGGAUUUGCUAGCAGCUACCGAAUUCAAGGGCCGAUUGUCUCUUGCGGCCGUUAAUUCUCCAUCUAGUGUAACUCUCUCUGGUGAUGCAGAUGCCAUAGAGGAAGCUCAAACUCAGCUAGUCAGCCGUAAAAUCUUUAAUCGGUUGCUCAAUGUUCAAACCGCAUAUCACUCACAUCACAUGUCAAAGUGCUCCUCGGCAUAUCUAGCUUCGCUCGAAGAAUGUCAAAUUGAAGUAUUGCGCCCCUCUAGCGACGCCCCAUGUUGGUACUCAAGUGUCCAAUCAGGGGAAUUAAUCUCUUCUGAGGGCGCGGACAAACUGGGUGCGUCCUACUGGGUUGAAAACUUGGUAAAUCCAGUCAUGUUCCAUCAUGCCAUUCACAAUGCGGUAUCCCUCCUACCCGAUAUCAAUUUCUGUCUAGAAGUUGGCCCUCAUCCCGCUUUGAAGGGUCCCACCAUGCAAACGAUAACAACUGUGCGGAAGAAUCCCCCUCCAUACUCUGGCACUCUCAACCGAUCCAAGACUGAUCUAGUGGCAUUUUCGGAGUGCGUCGGGGACUUGUGGGUAUAUUUGGGAAGUGCGAGAGUUCCACGCUUCGAUGCUUUAGAACACGCAAAGCCAUCACUCGUUGGCCUCCCAACUUAUCCCUGGGACCAUCGGCAUAGCUUCUGGCUGCCACCACCUUCAUUAAGCUCGAUGAAAGGAAAUUGGAAUCAGCAGCCGUCUCAAAAUCGAGUGAAUAGCCUGCUAGGAUACCAGGUUGGCGAUUGUGAAAUCGGCACAAUGUGUCGUUGGUCCAAUGAUCUGAGAAUCGACCAAUUGGAUUGGCUGAAAGGUCACACACUCGAAGGUCAAAUCAUUUUUCCCGCCACGGGCUACAUUACAUUGGCCUUGGAGGCUUGUAGACAGUUCGCUGCCGGGCGAUCCAUCCAGAGUAUUACUCUGAAAGACGUCAAGUUUCUUAAAGCACUUCGUAUUGAUGAAGCAUCAGGGGCCAACAUCACUGUCACUAUGGAUGUGUUCCAAGACGAGGAGUCUGUCAUUCAGGCAAAGUUAAAUGUGAACAUUCCUCCUACGGAAGACGAUGGUAAAUUCUUCGCUGCUGCCACUAUGGACAUUAUGCUCGAGCUAGGCUCCCCGGUUGAUGAUCUCUUGCCUGGUAGAGCUGCUUUCUCCUCUUUCAUGACGGAGCUUGACCACACAAAAGUAUAUGACCAUCUAGCCAAGUUGGGCUAUGAAUACACAGGAGAUUUUCAACGAGUUCACAGCCUCCGUCGAUCUCUUGGACAGGCAGUCGCGGAGAUUGGCUGGGAUCACACGGCAGACGAUGACUAUGUGCUUCACCCAGCAUUGCUAGACAAUGCCAUUCAGGUUCUAUUCUCUGCCUUCACAGAUCAUGAGGAUGAGAGCAUGUGGAAUCUUUACAUGCCAGUAUCUGUUGAGCAGCUGACCUUGAACUUUUCCCUCUCCUACCCUGGGCGUGACGGGCAAUUCGGCGUAGACAGCUAUCUACGCAAGGCCGACAGCAGCGGUAUUUGUGGGGAUGUCACCCUUUUCAACUUCUCUGGGCAAGGAAUCAUCCAGAUGGAAGGACUUAACACCAUGCCAGUUUCGCCUGCUACCGAGAACAACGACCUAAUACUAUUUUCUGAGACAGUAUGGGGAGUUGCCGAGCCUAAUGGCGAGCUAGCCCUAGGUAAUCGCCGGGCUUCGCCUGAGAUGCUAAGAAAGACUCUCGAAUGGGAGAGGGUUUCACUGUAUUAUCUUCGACAGAUUGGCCACAUGUUUAUCGAUCAGAAAACAGGCGAGAGAAUUCAAACAAUUGAAAUUGAACCUCAUCAUGGGGCCUUCCUAGACUACUGCUCAUGGCUCGAAGAUACUGUGCGCGUGGGGAAGCACCCUUAUGCCUCACCAUGUUGGCUAUCUGAUACAGAUAAAGAAAUUGAGCAAAUUUGUCGUCAAUAUUCCGCUGAGGACAUCGAUUUCCGAUUGAUAAAAAUGGCUUUCGAGGUUCUCCCUCCAGUCAUCAGAAAAGAUACCACUAUGCUUCAAAGCUUCAUGGCGGAUGAUGCUUUAAGCGACUGGUACCAGAAUAGCAUGGUCUGCGCCCCAGCUGAGGAACCUCUAGGAGAAAUCAUCUCCCAGAUUUCGCAUCGCCAUCGAGGUUUAAAUGUACUUGAGAUUGGAGCGGGCACGGGUUGUGCUACAAGAUCAGUACUUCCAGCAUUAGGAUCGUCUCUCGCUCGCUACACAUUUACUGAUGUAUCAGUUGGUUUCUUCGAGAAGUCAGCACAGCAAUUCUCCACAUAUGCCGAUCGUAUGGAUUUCAAAACCUUCGAUCUAGACCAAGAUCCCAUGGAUCAAGGGUUCAUUGAAGGUACCUAUGAUCUAGUUGUUGCAUACGCAGUUCUACAUGUAGCAUCAUCUCUUAGUGAUGCUUUAAGGCGAGUCCGACGCCUACUGAAGCCUGGUGGCUUUCUUGUACUUGCCGAGGUCUUGGGAGAUGGACCAAUGGCUUUGGGCCUGAUUUUUGGAGGAUUUACUGGCUGGUGGGCAGGUCGAGAGGAAGGAAGACGAUAUUCGCCAACCGUUUCACUGGAGGCAUGGCAGGAGGUCCUAGCCAAUACCGGCUUCUCCGGCGUUGACACACACACUCCGCUCAAAGAUCCUAUCACAUGGCCUAUCAGUGUCAUGGUCUCUCAAGCAGUUGACAAUCAGGUUCAAUUGCUCCGUGAGCCAGUCUCGUCAGCGGAGCUGGUACUGGAGGAAUUGAUCAUCGUCACCGAUCUCAACUUUCCAUCCCAUGAUACCGUGCAACUCCUGAAGAAAUUAUUAGCUCCUCAUACCAGACAACUUACUCACUUCAAUUCCCUUGCUGAGAUAGAUGGCACGCCUUUGCCAGCUAAAGCCACCGUGCUUAAUAUGGCUCAUCUGGAGAUUCAACCAUCCGAGAAGGCUUGGCGAGGGUUGCAGAACCUUUUAGGCACGGCUUCACAUAUGCUUUGGGUCACGAAUGAUUAUUCAGGUGGGAAUGCCUCAUCUGGGUUGUCCAUUGGUUUGGCUCGGUCUUUGCUACAUGAAAUGCCUCAUUUGCGUCUGCAGAUGGUUGAUCUGAGUCAGAAAGCAGAGCCUGACACAGUGGCAUCAUUAAUCGCAAAUAAUCUUCUGCGCCUGGCAAAAGAUCAUGCUGAUGAUGGGUUCUGGACCACGGAGCCUGAAAUGGCUAUCGAUGCAAUGAAUAGGGUCCUGGUUCCACGUCUACAACCCCUGAGAACGGCCAACCACCGGUUGAACAGCUGGAGAAGGAAGAUUAUCACCCCAGUUCAUGUGGAUAAAGAAGAAACUGAAUUGAAAUGGCAAAAUGAUAACUUCAUGCUGGUUGCGAAGGGUGCUCUACAAUCUUAUCAAGGCAGUUCUCGUGUCAUACGCACCACACGAUCGGUACUAGCAGCUCCAUCUCCCCAUAAUGUGCCAGUAUAUCUUAACCAAGGCGUGGACAUCCUUUCGGGAGAAGUGAUCAUCGCUGCUUCCGACACCUUGUCAUCUAUUUUGACUGUUCCAACAUCUCUUUCAAUUCCUGUUGAUCUUGAGACCUCCACCCACCCUCAAUACCUAGAUCUUCUGACUACCGACCUUUUAAUCAAGACCGUUGUCGAUAAAAUCACCACCGGGAAUCGUGUUUUGCUUUAUGCCGGUGAUUUUGCUGCUGCGGCUUACGAAAAGUUCUGGUCAUAUCACUUGCAUGCAAAACAACUUCAGGUACACUAUUUGACUGGAACGAAGGAGUUAGCCACCACCGCAUUAUGGCAAUACUGUAAUCCACAAGCUCCAAAACGACUUAUUACAUCAAUUCUGCCCAAAGACAUUGACGUUUUCAUCAAUCUCUCAGAAAGAAAUUCUGCAGCCAAAAUACUAGACUCUCUGCCUCUCCGUUGUCAGCAAUUCACAUUUUCUUCGGCGAUUGCGGCUACAUCUUCAAUCCCUUCUCUUCAGCCAAUACAAGACAUGACUGCGCUGCUAACAAGCGCUCAUGCUGCUGUUCAAAAGUAUAUCGAAUUAGAUUUUACCGUCCAGUUUCCGGAGUAUAGCGUCGCGGAGCUACUCAACCACAAGCCGAAGGAGCUCUCCAGCAUCCCAAUCGUAAAUUGGUCGUGUCCGACCCCGCUUCCCGCCAAUUAUCAAUCGGUUGAUACAUCACAGCAUAUUCUGCGCCCCGAUCGGACAUACUGGCUUGUAGGAUUGACAGGAGAUCUGGGCCAGUCUCUCUGCGAUUGGAUGGUUGUGCGUGGUGCUCGAACAAUUGUUCUUACCAGUCGACAAGUUCGCAUGCCCACUGAUUGGGUUCACAGACAUCGGGACAACGGAGUCAAUAUUGUUCCUCUAGCAGGUGAUGUCACCAAGGCGGCCUCUUUGAAAGAGAUACACACCAUCAUCACAAACGAACAUCCCCCUCUUGAUGGCAUAGCCAGCGGUGCAAUGGUGAUGCGCGAAAAUUUCUUCCAAAAGACGACUGCGGAAGAAUUCAGUCAGGUCGUCGAGCCCAAGGUGCGGGGUCUACAGAACCUAGAUGAUCUAGUUGGCGACCAAUCGUUGCUAUUUUUUAUUGCCUUCUCUUCAGUUCUGGCAACACUAGGUAAUCUCGGGCAAAGUGCCUACACCGCAGCCAACGUAGCAUCCGAGGCACUAAUUGUGCGCCGUCGACAGCGCAAACUGGCGGGCUCAGUGAUCCAGAUCUCCCGCAUGACAGAUGUUGGAUAUGUGAAACGCCAACGAUCAACAUACUCAACACAGGAAAUGGAACGAUUGGACGCUUACUGUCUGCCCAUGGGUGAGCGACAGCUACACGCCUUAUUCGCUGAAGGAAUUUUGGCCGGUCAGCUGCAGCAGUGCAACUCCACGCCUGUUAUCACAGCAGGAAUUCCCAGAAUCUCAAUUGAUAAAGCAGGGAAUGCGGCUUGGAUGAAGAAUAUUCGGUUCUCGAGCUAUUGGGAGCAGGAACCAUUGCACCAGGAUGAUCGAGUUGAAAAGAAAGCAGGCAAUGUUCCGAUUCGAAUUCAAUUAUCAGAGUCUAAAUCUACUGAUGAAGCAGAAGUGAUCGUCCGGGAUGGUGUCACCACCAAAAUCCGCACAUGUCUCCAUCUCCCAUCUGAUCAACCUGUCGCGGAGCAUGCAGCUCUGAUCGACCUUGGGGUUGAUUCGUUAGUUGCGGUUGACAUCCGGGCAUGGACGAUGACCGAGCUGGGGACUGAUAUACCAGUUUUGAGGCUUCUGUCUGGAAUGACUGUGGAUGAGAUUGUCAGUAAUGUCUUGGAGGUUAUUCAGACAUCAUAAAAGGAUAUAAUUAGAAGUUUGGUCGGGCUCCGGGGUCAUUGUAACCAUCUGGUGUUCUCUAGACAAUCAUGUCUCUGAUUUGUCUGAUUUGUGGGCAGAGGCUUUGUAAUUGUAUCACUAUAACUAGUUUAGAAAGACUACAAAUGUUCUUUUGAUGUUACUUCCCAGUGCUCUUUCAAAACACUGCUCAGAGAAGGCAAUGAUUUCACAAACAUUAACACUUAACACUGUUGUCUUGAAUCUUCAGCAGACUAUGGUCAAGUUCAAAGCCUCAUCGGAGGAGAUCAUUGAAGCAGCCACUUUUCAUGUGUCAGAUCAGAAUUGAGGGGGUUUAAUCAAUGAGCAUGUAACAAAGUUAUUGAGGAAGUAAAUGAUUGCAUAGAUAGAUUCACUCUGUAAUAUGGCUGAUCGAGUGUUUGAUAUUUUACAACUGUAAGAAGUUGAUUCAGAAGAGACAAUACAAAUGCAUAUUAG